Messenger RNA from Antrostomus carolinensis (chuck-will's-widow), 2723 nucleotides. Its product is annotated as bromodomain-containing protein 3. The annotation marks the transcript as partial. NCBI's taxonomy places the organism in Eukaryota, Metazoa, Chordata, Aves, Caprimulgiformes, Caprimulgidae. Gene Ontology annotation, biological process: chromatin remodeling; regulation of DNA-templated transcription. The record is from RefSeq and is a predicted model, not a curated record. The transcript has 17 exons. Gene Ontology annotation, cellular component: chromatin; nucleus.
AUCUAAAUUUAAAACUUUCUGUUUUAAAAUCACUAGAAACACAGCAGCCCAAACCUGGGACUUCAAACAAACAAAGCACAAUGCAGAAACAAGCUGAAAGCAGUGAGCAGCCUCCAGUGAUGACUCAAGAGCUACAUGGGGUUACUACAUUAGCUCCUUUGUCUGCAGCUCAGCUGACUGCUUUAACGCCAGCUGCAGUCCCUGUAACAAAAGCAAAAAAAGGUGUGAAAAGGAAGGCUGACACUACAACUCCUACUACUUCAGUAUUCAAAGCAAGCAGUGAAGCUUCUGCAACAUUUAAUGAAAGAAAAGCUGUUAAAGCAUGUAGAGGUGAAAAUGAAUGCAUGAUACCAAAUAAGCUUCUGAAGAGACAAUUGCCAGAUUAUCAACAGUCACCUGAAAUUCUUAAAAAGAUUCAGUUGUCAGAACAACUAAAAUAUUGUAAUGAAAUACUUAAAGAAAUGUUUUCGAAGAAGCAUGCAGCAUAUGCAUGGCCCUUCUUAAAACCCAUAGAUGUUGCAUCUUUCUCACUUGGUGAGAACCAAAGGAUCGCCAAAUGUCCUACAGACUUGGGAACCAUUAAAAAGAAAAUGGAUAAUUUUGAAUAUAGAAAUAUACAAGAAUUUGCUACGGAUGUUAGAUUAAUGUUCAUGAGCUGCUACAAAAAUAAUUCUGUGGACCAUGAAACAGUUGCUAUGGCAAGAAAACUUCAGGAAGUUUUUGAGAUGCACUUUGCCAAAAUUCCUGAUGAACCUGUUGCAAGUGUUCCACUGACACAGCCUACAAGAGAAAUGACAGAAGCUUACUCCAGUGAGAGCAAUAACAAUGAUGACUCUUCAGAAGAAAAAUCAUCUGAAGACUCUAAGCAGGAGAAAAGAGUGCAUGUUGCUAAGCUUCAAGAGCAACUUAAAGCUGUUCACCAGCAGUUGCAGGCCUUGAACAAAGCAUACUUACCUAGACUGAAAAAGAAAAAAGGGAAAGCUAAAAGGGAGAAAAGAAGUAAGAACAAGGAAAAAGACAAAACAAAUAGCUUGAUUCAAAAGAAGAAAAACCUAAAACACAAGAAGAAAUCUAAGAAAAAGCUGCCUUUAAACAUUCAAUCAAAGAAAAUCAUGCAGCAGGUCUUGUUGGCACAUAAGUCAGAAGAUGAAGAUGGUGCCAAGCCUAUGAAUUAUGAUGAAAAAAGACAGUUGAGUUUAGACAUAAAUAAACUCCCUGGAGAUAAGCUUGGGAAAGUAGCCCAUAUAAUACAGUCAAGAGAACCUGCACUGAGGAACUCCAACCCUGAUGAGAUAGAAAUAGACUUUGAAAUUUUAAAGGCUUCAACACUCAGAGAACUAGAGAAAUAUGUGGCAACCUGUUUGAAAAAGAGACCAAGAAAGCAGCAAGCUAAAAAAACAACAAAGUCAAAAGAUCAACUUAAUUCUGAGAAGAAACAAGAGCUAGAGAAGAGACUACUGGAUGUCAAUGGUCAACUAAACCCAAAGGAAAAGAACCUCAAGAUUGAAAACAACUCAGAAUCCAGUAUUGGACUAAGCAGACUGAGCGAAAGCAGCAACAGCGGAAGCUCCUCGGACUCUGGCAGCAGUACUAGCAGUGGUUCUAGCUCCUCGGAUAGCAGUGACUCUGAAUUGGAUACAGAAACCUGCUCAAGACAGACUGGAGCUAGGCUAACUUCUACAGAAAAGCCUAAGAGGACAUCCUGCAAUGCUGUUGUGCAAGCACAGCCCUUGUCUCUUACUAAUAGCUUGCAAAACUGUGGAUCAUUUGAACUGCAGCAGCCACCUUCCAAUGUACUGCAGAAGCUUCAACCUUUACAGAAUAGAUCACUUAAACCAUCAGAACAAAAUUCCCAGUGCCCCUCAGGUAUAAUCUCAGCUCUGUUUGCUCUGCAUGAUGUUCCAGAUCAGCAAACUCCUCAGAGUACUCCAAGGAUGAAUCAGUCUUCUGUCACCCAGUGCACACACGCUCUUAGAGCCAUGGAAACUGGGGCUUUUGGGGUCAUAGAUGAGGUUGUGAAAUAUUUAGUCACUGUUGCUUUCUCUCUUAAUAUGUUCUUGGAGAGAAUUCUGGUACCUAACACACCUUCCCAGGUUGACAGUGCUGAUUGGAGUAAACAAGCUGAGGAAACAAUACAUCUAAACAAAUCAAAUAACCUUCAAAACAAGAUCAGUGAGAGAACUGCUGAUUCAAUAUCCAUAAGUCAAGAACAAAGUCAUUGUACACCUACUGAUAAACCUAACAGUGAAAACAUACUAGAGCCAAAAUCCAAAGUUCUUCCAACAAAGGAUACAGGACUUAAGAAUGUAAAUUCCUGGGCAAGCUUAUGUAAAACAAUGACGCUUCCAGCUCCGAUAAAGACAUCUGCUGAGUGCUUCAAACAAUUCAGGCAAGUCGCAUUAAAGAGGAGUCAGGAAGCACAGGAGUUAAAAAGGCCUCUGGUGCAAGCUGAGAGGGAACUGCAAAACCUUCCUCAAGAAAAAGAAAGGGGCCGUGAAGGCACAGGCUUGGAGGCUAUAGCAGUGACAGACUGUGAGCCCCAAGAAGAAGAGUAUAAGAGCAAAAAACUGCCCGAAGCUCAACAACAUGCUCUUGUUCAAGACCGUAAUUUGGCUAGAAAAAUGGAACAGGAACGCAGAAGGAGAGAAGUAAUGGCUCAUGUAAUUGAUAUAUAUCUGCAGAGGGAUAUUAUGGCAUCCUUUGAAGAAUAUCUUGAGUCUUGA